This is a messenger RNA of Momordica charantia (bitter melon), 1793 nucleotides long. RefSeq names its product kinetochore protein. The record is from RefSeq and is a predicted model, not a curated record. NCBI's taxonomy places the organism in Eukaryota, Viridiplantae, Streptophyta, Magnoliopsida, Cucurbitales, Cucurbitaceae. Gene Ontology annotation, cellular component: Ndc80 complex; kinetochore.
AUAGGACCAGCAAGCGUGGAUUUGGAAGCCUGAACCUCUUCGGCGUCAACCCACUCCUAACCCAAGAGGUUUUAGUGUGGGGUUAGUAGGAACCUUGAGGCGAGCUUAGUAGCGUAUUAGGAAAUUGGGUGUAUUGAAGAGACAUAAUUGGCGAUGUCAAAGUAUGGAUUGCUAAGGCUUCCGCCCGCAGACAUUGCGUUGCUACUUGCACAGUUUCAAAUUGCUGCUGUAACAGAGGGGGACCUCCUCCACCCCUCACCAGAUCUGGUUUCAGAUCUUUACACACGUUUAUUGAUCUACCUUGACUUUCUCCAUGAGGAAGACCAGGGACAAGUUGAGUUUGCUGCCUUAGAUCAGCUUGAGAACCCUGAUCUGCAUAUGGAUUCAGUCCGGAUAAUGAAGCUGAACCUCAAAUUAAAGCAUGUCAUUGCCUCUCUUGACUGCUCAAAAAAGUUUACGUUGAAAGAUCUAAUAAAACCUGAUACAGAUAGGACUGAAAUUUUCCUUAGUACAAUGCUGAACUUUUGCAUUCACAAAGAUGCCAAAAUAGUUCUCCAUGCACCAAUUAUUAAUGAAGUGAAUACUCUUGGUGACCAGCAAAGAGAAUGGGAGGUUAAGAUUUCUCAGUUGAAUGCAGAGAUUGCAGAGUACAAUGAAGCAAGAGAAAGGGAAAUACCCUUUGUUCAAGAUAUUGAUGCUAAAGUGAAAGAACUACAUCAGAUAAUUGGAGGCCUUAACAAUCAGCAGAUGUCAUUGCGCGCUUCUAUUAGGAAGUUGAAAGAGAAAGUUGGAGAAAUGGAUGAGAAGAUUUCUAACGCAGAAUUUCUCUUGGUACAAAGUGUCCAAGAAAAUGCAAAUUUGCGUUCAAAAAUUGUUCAAUCGCCAGAUAAGUUGCAGAGGGCAUUGGAGGAGAAGAAAUCAGCUAGGGAGGAGACAAAGAAUGCAGAAAGAUUGGCGAUGCAAGCUUUUCAGGAAAAGACUGGCAUUGUUGAGGUUUAUUCAAAGGUUUCCAGGAAAAUGACGAAGCAUCUUGCUCAAAUGCACACUAUACAGGAACAGGUGAACUCAGCUAAAUCUGUUGAAAAAGAGUUUAAGGCCUUGAAAGCUAAGCUAAGUGAUGAGGAACUUCUAGAUAAGUCGCUUCAGGUCAAAAUGGUUGAACUUCAAGCAAAAGUGCAACAGUUGGAAGAUUUAAGAAGGCAGACAGAGAAGGGGAGAGAUGUGAAAUGUGAGGAAGCUACUAAGGAUUUGAACAACGUGCGGUUGGAGGUUGAAUCCAUGAGGCUUGAUCUUGAACAAAGGCAAAGCAACGUCGAAGCAGUGCUCAUGGAGGUUGAUGCCGUGACUUCAAAAACCAAUUCCAUAAGAGAAUCCAGCGUUCAUAAACAGCAAGAAUUACUACAUAAAUGCGAGGAUAUUAUAAAAGAGUUUCACCAGUACACAAACUCAGUUGGGGCUUUGAUGGAAGUGGAGCCAUAAGGAAGAGGAAGAGGAAGAGGAAGAGGAAGAGCUGGCACCUUCCAUUGAUAAGGUGAAUUUCUGGAAAUCUGUAGUCUGUUGCACUUUUGAUUUAUAAUUUGAGUUUCUUGCAUUAAUCCAUAUAUGUAAUCCUGAUCCUUUCUUUGAGCUUCUGACUGUUCAGUAUGUGCCAUUGCUGCUAAUCAAACAGCUCAUGUAAAUAUUGUGUUUGUUUGUAAGAUUGAUGUGGAGUUUGCUUCAGAUCAGUUCAAACAUCUUCUGAAGGAUUAUAUUUUCUUUCCCAAUGUAAAAUGUGGUUGGUUUGUCGUCUCUAA